AUGGCAGGGGCGAGGAGACGGGGGUCGAGGGGGGCGACGCUGGCAGCCAUGGUGCUGCUAGGCUUGUACGGCGGCCGAGACGACGGAUGUUUUCAGAUUGUUGGGGCGAAGCAGCAACACCAGACUCACAAGCUACUGGUCGAUGUUGUGUUGAGCGGGGACGGGAUCUUCGUGGACGGAGCAAGGGAAAGGGAGCAGGGAAAGCUCCAGGUUGGUCUCAUGCUCGGACCUAUGGACGACAUCGGGAUGGCGGUCACACAGCUAUGCGAGGAAAGGAAGCUGAGCGAGGAGGGAUGCGAGGCCGUUGCAUCCCUGGUCGGCCAGAGAUUCUCCGAAUACCAGGAUUCUGUCCGUGGGAGGAUCGCGUCCAUGUCGUUUGACGACGCGUUCCGGAGACUGCUGAGGACGAGAGAGAGCUUCUCGUCCUUCCCAGAGCUAGCAGAUGCUGCCUUCUCAAGCGACACGUUCCAUGAUAUCGGGGACUGGUGGCGGUACCACGAGAUGCUGGGAGACGCCUUCGUCGACGAGGCUGACCUCUCACUCUUCUCCGAGGAGCCCAUUUUCCACUUCACGUGUCCUUACUGGACGUGGGGCGAUCCGGAGGCUGCGCACAUCGCGGGGAACGUGAGCAGCCAAGUCAGCAGCGAGCUGUUUGCUGUGGGGGACGCGCUCCUGGGCUACAGGUCUGGGGCCCUGCCGAAUCAUGCCAAUGGGAAGCUUCCGACCACCAACACCUGCCGACAUGUCAUGCAGCUCAGCUUGCUGAUCAAGACCCUGCUUGCAGACAGAGCCGAACUGAGCAAGCUGAAGGUGGUGGAGAUUGGCGGAGGAUACGGGAACAUGGCGAGACUCUUUGCCCUCGCGUACGGUUUCAGGCACUGGACGAUUUUUGACAUGCGCUUCAUGAACAAGCUCCAGGGGUUUUACUUCGAAAGCACUCUCAAUGCUACUGUUCUCCGGAAUGUUGUGGCAGAGGACUUCGAGGAGCAGACAUCCAAGUCGUCUUUCACUUCCCACUUGUGCUAUGACGACGAUGAAGCAUGCCGUGUAUGGGCGGCAGCAGGCGAGUGCAUGAAAAAUCCGGAGUUCAUGCACGAGAGGUGUAGGAGCAGCUGCUCACAGUGCGAGUCCUCGUCGAACUUCACCUUCAACCUGGUGGACACCAAGCACCUCAACACAUGGUAUGUCCUGUACGCCUACUCCAAGGUUUGGCCGAGCCCUGAGAUCGUCAACUCAAAGCUCGAGCUCCUCAAGUCUCGCCUCUCAGUAAUCGACAGCAUCGAGUCAAACCACAAGAACACUGUGACUGUAGUGUUUGCAAGACGCCCGGGCCCCGCCGCAAGCACGUGA
Messenger RNA from Guillardia theta CCMP2712, 1350 nucleotides. RefSeq lists its product as hypothetical. The record is from RefSeq and is a predicted model, not a curated record. Bases 1 to 1350 code for a protein of 449 amino acids. The transcript has 7 exons. NCBI's taxonomy places the organism in Eukaryota, Cryptophyceae, Pyrenomonadales, Geminigeraceae.